UCAGGUGUCUAAUUGGGUCUCGUUUCCAGUAAAUGGCGACAAUGUGUGGGGUUAUAAUCAAUGGAAACUCAUGGCGUAUCGUAAACCAAACCCGGAUGCCACACCCUGCAAACACUCCGAGCUCGUGUCUGUGGACCAGAUCCCUCAGUCCCGUCUGGUUCAGGCGUAUUUCAUAAAAGAUCCUCAGACUUACGGCCUGAACAUCAGCUUCGGCAUCGCUGGAGACCCAGUUUUUUACAAUGCCACCAAAUACAUCAGCUGGACUGUUUUAAUGGGCUUGGGCGAACCUCUGGGCAAUUCAUUCUACAAUUUACACAUUGCCUUCAUACCCAUUGGAACUGUUAUACUGGUUUUCAUUUUCGCGGUUGAGUGUGCUUGUAAGAGGACAUCGGGCUACGUGCGAAUCACGAACUGAAACAUUAUGGUACAAGCCUCGCCCUCAUGCACACACACACCAAUCAGUGAUGAGGUUACUGACCACUGAGAGGACCAUUACAAACACAUAACUUUUGAUUGGAUGACUGAGUUAAAAUUUAGAAAUAACACAAAAAAUUAUCUGGAUGGGUCGGUCUUUUUAAUUUAAAUGGGUUACAUAUUGAAUUUUUCUACACCUUCAUACUUAAAUCUCAUAGGUCAUACGAUAACAGAUCAAACCUGCAAGUGCAAACAAAUCAUUUGUUUGUUUUUUAAUAAAUUUUUCAUACAUUAUGUUUGUUUGUCCCAAAAUUCUGCUUGUAAAAUCGAUUAAAUUGGGCAGAAUUAUGACAAUUGCACACAUUUUCUCUUUAAUCCUGAAAUAUAUGCAAAUGUUUUAAUAAUUAUUAAAAACUGCACUGCUGUAGGUUCUCCGUAGGGAUGCCCAAAGCCUAAUUAUGAAUUCGGAAAGACAUGGAUAAUGAAUAACACAUUCUACGGAGCCCCUAAAGGGACAUGGUUAGUCUUGCUGUGGUACAGUAGUCAGUCACAUUACAGUACAUCAGAUUUCACUUAUCGCUUGAAGAUAGUAAGGAGAGAAGAUUUGGUGCGUAACAGGUCCUGAGUGCCACUGACAAAUAUCUUGUAAAAUCAGUACCACCUAAAAUCAUACCCUAGGUUAUAUAUUGUAUUUACAACUCAUCAAUUAAAUAUUUACUAUUUUAUAUUAUGCAUAACUGUAA
Sinocyclocheilus rhinocerous is the source of this 1157-nucleotide messenger RNA. RefSeq names its product glycosylated lysosomal membrane protein-like. Gene Ontology annotation, cellular component: lysosome. NCBI's taxonomy places the organism in Eukaryota, Metazoa, Chordata, Actinopteri, Cypriniformes, Cyprinidae. Bases 71 to 415 code for a protein of 114 amino acids. The record is from RefSeq and is a predicted model, not a curated record. The transcript is spliced from 2 exons.